Lathyrus oleraceus (garden pea) is the source of this 882-nucleotide messenger RNA. RefSeq lists its product as uncharacterized. The record is from RefSeq and is a predicted model, not a curated record. NCBI's taxonomy places the organism in Eukaryota, Viridiplantae, Streptophyta, Magnoliopsida, Fabales, Fabaceae. The transcript is spliced from 4 exons. The coding region runs from base 1 to 882 and encodes 293 amino acids.
AUGAUCAUGUCAUGGAUCAAGAACUCUGUGGAAAUGGAAAUCGCUCAAAGCGUUUUAUGGAUGGACAAUGCAGCUGACAUGUGGAAUGAAUUAAAGGAACGAUUCUACCAAGGAGAUGCGUUCCGCAUAUCAGAUAUUCAAGAAGAGAUAUGCACAUUGAAACAAGGUGAUAUUUCUGUUUCUUUCCAUUACACAAAACUGGAAAUUUUGUGGCAAGAGUUGGAUAAUUUUAGACCAAUUCCUGAAUGUGCAUGUGAUUCCACAUGUUUUGCCAUCAUCAAGAUACGAGCUUACAAAGACAGUGACCAAGUUUAUUCCUUGCUUGUUCAACAAGAAAGACAAGCUACUAUACCUCUUGGUGAAUCUAAGGUGCUUGCCAUCCCUAAUUCCAAUCAACAACAACAUUCCCGUGAUUCUCAAUUCAAACCUACCUCUAACUUUCGUGGUAGAAGCAAUACCAGAGGUGAAAUUUUUUCCGGUGGUAGAGGUAAGGGAAAUCGUAUGGUUCAAUCAAUCAGUAUCCUACUACUUCUGAAAAAUCAAAAGAACAAUCAGAUGAGCUUUUAUGAGGCAAAUGCACAUGCUUCUCAAGGAUUGGCUUUUACUCUAGAGCAGCACAAAGCUUUGUUGGAUUUACUCCAAGGAUCAUCACAGUUACAGUCUCAUAGCAUUAACCACCCAACUUCUCAACCCGAUCUAGGUUCAAGUGUCAUCUGCACACUUCGUAAUUCAUUUCAACCUAAAACUUUCAUAUUAUACACUAGUGCAACUGAUCAUGAUCUAUCCUUCAAGAAUAUGAUUGGAACAGCUGAAUUGCAUGGUGGAUUAUAUCUGUUGACAUCUCCAUUAGUUACCUUGCACAACACUCCACCUGAUCAUUAA